CGCAAAAAAAAGAAAAGGUAACCAGAUGCGAUGGUCGUCUAGUCCUCAGCCUCGACCUGGCCGGGCCGAUGGUGUCGAGAGGCCGCGCCGGACCCCCACGCGCCAUUAUCCAACCGCGUGGUGUGCACGAGUCAAGGCGGUGAGGGCGUAUGUGGAGAGGGCGUUCCUGUGCCGUCGUCGGUAUCUGGAUGCUACGUGGAGUACUGCGUAGUACAGUGCACACUUGCUCAUGGCGUAUAGAUCUAAGAUUCGUGUGCUACACAUCUGCUAUGUAUGUACAUGCAUUCAUGCAUGCAGAGAGAGAGAGAGAGAGAGAGAGAGAGAGAGAGAGAGAGAGAGGGACAGACGGCAGGCAGGCAGCCCGUAGUGCUCUAGUGGUACUCGCCUCCCCCAGCCAGACGCGGGGUGCUGCAUGCUGUGUGACCUGGCUGUGACAUAUGUAGUAGGUAGAUAUGUAGGUAGGUAGAAGUCGAGGUCGUGGUAGUAGUGGUGGUGGGUAGGGCAGGGCAGCCGGUUCCUGAGAGAUGGGAUGGGCAGUGCGG
Molecule: messenger RNA, 542 nt
Organism: Bipolaris sorokiniana ND90Pr
Lineage: Eukaryota; Fungi; Ascomycota; Dothideomycetes; Pleosporales; Pleosporaceae
Exons: 1
Coding region: 150-434 (94 amino acids)
Source: RefSeq, a predicted model, not a curated record